CUUAUGUUUUGGUUUUCAUAACAUCGAUAAAUUAAUGUUCUCUUAUUUAUAUAUAUGUUUUUCUCUAAAACAAUAAUAUACAAUAAGAAAAGGGAGUAUGGGAGAGAUUCUGCAUCAUCAUUCCAUAUACAAAAAGAUGAUGGAAGCCAUUCGUUUCUAAAAGGAAGUAUUUUUUUCAUUUUAUAUUCAAUUAAAUGAUCUAGUUCUUAAAAUAAUACUUUCCCUCACGUUCUUACACAUUGGUUUGAAUCAAGUCAAGCCAACAAAUCCAAAAUCAUCUGAAAAACUAUCCCUAACCGACCCAUUUUCACAUUACUGAAACCCAUAGAGAUUUAGCGAUUUCUAGAAAUCUCAAAUAUGUGGAUUUUUGGAUGGAAAGGACCAUCUGGGUUUUCAGCCCGUUCUACUGCAGAAGAAGUCACCGAAGGAAUUGAUGGCAAUGGCCUCACUGCUAUUGUUACAGGAGCUUCAAGUGGUCUCGGCGAAGAGAGCACACGUGUUCUUGCAUUACGAGGAGUUUAUGUCAUUAUGGCUGUAAGAAAUAUUGAAGCAGGAAGAAAAGUAAAAGAAGCAGUGUUGAAGGAAUCCCCUUCUGCUAAAAUUGAUGUCAUGGAGUUAGACCUUUCUUCGAUGGAAUCUGUGAGGAAAUUUGCAGCAGAUUAUAUUGCAUCUGGCCUUCCACUAAAUAUUCUCAUGAACAAUGCUGGUGUUAUGGCUACUCCUUUUAUGCUUUCCCAUGAUGGCAUAGAACUGCAGUUUGCAACAAAUCAUUUAGGACAUUUUCUCCUGACGAACCUUCUGCUGGAAACCAUGAAAAAAACUGUGCUUGAAAGCAAAAAGGAAGGAAGAAUUGUCAAUCUAUCAUCAGAGGGUCACCGAAUUACAUAUGGUGAAGGAAUUCGUUUUAAUAAAAUCAAUAAUGAAUCAGAGUACAGAACCAUCUUAGCUUAUGGACAAUCAAAGCUUUCCAACAUAUUGCACGCAAAAGAGCUUGCCAGGCGGUUAAAGGUAGAAGGGGUAGAAAUAACAGCCAACGCUCUUCAUCCUGGAUCAAUUGCUACCAAUCUGCUACGCUUCCAUAGUACCAUUAAUGCUGUUACUAAUUUGGUCGCUAAAUACGUGCUUAAAAAUGUCCAGCAGGGAGCAGCAACUCAGUGUUAUGUAGCACUGAAUCCCCAAGUGAAAGGGGUAAGUGGAGAGUAUUUUGUUGAUAGUAAUAUUGCUAACCCAACAAAUCAUGCUAAAGAUAUGGAUUUAGCCAAGAAACUGUGGGAUUUCAGUGUGGAUCUAACCAACCCAAAAUAAUUGAAUAUUCUUAAGAGAAGCCUUUCUUAUUCUUAGCUUCUUAUCUCAGGCUUCAUGUUAUAGAUACAUGGACAGUUAAAUGGUGAAAGCAGAUGAGUUAUUAUUUGUAGUUUUUAGUUUUUAACUCCCGUUCGAUUGAAACAUAAACAGGGAGAAGACACAGUUAUAGAUCUAUAAUGGGGACAUUUGAAUGUUAGCUGAAACAUAUACGAGUGCACAGUUGUAAUGCUUUUGUUUGAAAACAAGUACAAUUGUUUUUCAUAUUCAUUUCAUAUUGCGAUGUUUUAGGGUU
Molecule: messenger RNA, 1597 nt
Organism: Cucumis sativus (cucumber)
Lineage: Eukaryota; Viridiplantae; Streptophyta; Magnoliopsida; Cucurbitales; Cucurbitaceae
Product: short-chain dehydrogenase TIC 32, chloroplastic
Exons: 8
Coding region: 358-1305 (315 amino acids)
Source: RefSeq, a predicted model, not a curated record